Peromyscus maniculatus bairdii (prairie deer mouse) is the source of this 524-nucleotide messenger RNA. The record is from RefSeq and is a predicted model, not a curated record. NCBI's taxonomy places the organism in Eukaryota, Metazoa, Chordata, Mammalia, Rodentia, Cricetidae.
UGUCCUGAGUGGAUAUAUAUGAGACCUCAGGCCUCCUGAAGUUAACUGUAGCCAAUACAACUGUAAGAUGUCAGAUGUUCGUGAGGAUCAAGAGGAUUCUAGUACAGACACACUCUCUGAACUCGACUCUGAUGAUGAGUCAACCUCUAGCUCGAAUAUGGAAGAAGAAAGUCCUCCAAGCCUGAAGGAAAGGCUUUGCAGUUCAGUGAUGACUACCUUAAUUAGAAAGCUCCCCCAAAUAAUGAAGAAAGUACAAUCUGUGAUUGAUGAGAAUUCAGAAGACAAGAAAGGAAGAAAAUACACCAUCUUGAUCUUUUACCACCAACGGAAGGAAAAAAAGAAACAAAAGCAAGAAAAGGAAAAAGAAGAGGUCCCAGAGGAAUCUCAACUUUUAAAUAAUACUGUAGCUCAACCUGAGCCACGCCAGUACCCCAAAUCCUCUCCAUGUCACCCACCAAAACGAGCGCGGAAUAUUACACCCAUACAUAAGAAUGUGUGGACACCGUUGACUAAAAUGCAAUAAA